Arachis ipaensis is the source of this 1361-nucleotide messenger RNA. RefSeq names its product pectinesterase 3. Gene Ontology annotation, biological process: negative regulation of catalytic activity. NCBI's taxonomy places the organism in Eukaryota, Viridiplantae, Streptophyta, Magnoliopsida, Fabales, Fabaceae. Gene Ontology annotation, molecular function: enzyme inhibitor activity. The record is from RefSeq and is a predicted model, not a curated record.
GAUCCUUUUAAGGAGUAAUUUUGGUCACGGAAUGUUACAUUUUGCCAUUUUGGUACUUUAACCCCUUACCUUACCUCAACACGGUUUCUUUUCCGAACCGACGACCUGGAAGAUUAAAUAGAAAAGAAGGGUGUGAAGGGCAUAGAAUAAAAUAAUAGCAACAAGGCACGAGAUGGAUUGUGUGAAGAUGUUGAAGAACAAAGGAUACAGCAAAGUAGAAGAAGAGAAUCAGAGUCACUACGUCGAAGAUCAGCGCAAACAUUAUUCCAAAUCCCUAAUCGCUACUCUCUCCACCGUCGCACUCUUCUUUCUCACUCUCCUCUUCGUUCUCGCCUUAGUCCGCCAUGAGCCCGCCGAGUCAGCCACCGAGUCCAUUCGAGUCGCCUGCAACGUAACUCGUUAUCCCAACUCCUGCUUCACCAGCUUAACCUCCUUCCUCAGCAACACCACUACCACGAAAGCCAUGGAUCCACAAGCUAUCUUGUCCCUUUCACUCCGAGUCUCCAUCCACGAGCUCUCUAAUCUCGCCUCCGCCUCCUCCCUCUCCGUUGACUGCAGGGAGCUCGUGGAUGACGCCGUCUCCCGCCUCAACGACUCCCUCUCCAGGGUGGAAGCGGCACCAAAGGGGCUUACGGAGGUGGAGAUGGCGGACGCGCGCACGUGGGUGAGCGCCGCCUUGACGGACCAGCAGACGUGCCUGGAUGGACUGGAGGAGAUUGGGUCCUCCAACGCUUCGGAGGUGAAGACCAAGAUUGAGAGGUGCGGUGAGUACACCAGCAAUACCUUGGCCAUUCUUGCCAAUUUUAAAAUCUUAGCUUGAUGCUGAUUUGAUUCAUAUAUUUAUGUGUGCAAUGUUAAACCAGUAAAUGACAGAUAUGAUUAAUAAUCACUGAUCAGGUGAACCUAAAGAAGGUGGAAACUCACGCGUUCCUAGUUGAGAAUCAUUAGAUUAGAUUAUAUCUAAGGCUUCUCACCUGACAACUCAGCGAGUUUCUACCUAAGUGGAAAAGAAAAAAAAAAAACAUUAAAGCAUGUUGCUGAUGAGUUAGGAAUUUUGAGCAAUGAAUGCUUGUGCCUAAAUUUGUAACCGUAUGAAAAGUUGAGUAUAUUAUGGUCGCUGUGACAAAUACAAAUGGUUGUGGAUCUAAGUUAUUAUAUGUUAUGUUUGUAUAUUCAGACUUCAGACCUUCGUAUAUAUGUUUUGCAAUAUGCCAAAUAUAGUAUCCUAAACCCCCAAAUGGCCAAAUCCAAUAUUUGAACAUUGGAUCAACUUUCUCGGGUAGUGAUUAAUGUUGUCUUGUAAUAGUUUCCCAGAAUCAGAGGUGGAAUAUAUAUCUAAUAUCUUUGCAGUUGAAGCUAAA